Messenger RNA from Ipomoea triloba (trilobed morning glory), 633 nucleotides. RefSeq names its product protein RKD4-like. Gene Ontology annotation, molecular function: DNA-binding transcription factor activity. The record is from RefSeq and is a predicted model, not a curated record. The transcript is spliced from 4 exons. Bases 1 to 633 code for a protein of 210 amino acids. Lineage: Eukaryota; Viridiplantae; Streptophyta; Magnoliopsida; Solanales; Convolvulaceae.
AUGGCAAACACUACUCACUCCUCAUCUCCUGAUAACUCUUCAUUUUGGGAUGAGAUUCACCUAUCACCGUUAAGGGAUAGUGCACAGAGUACAGAUAUUACUGUUGUCGAAACUUUUGAGAAUGCUACACCAGAACCGAAUGAGAUAAUUGAUGUUGUGGUUGCAGAUCAGGUUACUGAUGUAGUGGUUGUGGAAGAUAAUACCACUGCAGCGGUGGAUGUAGCAAAUAUAAAUGCUAAUGUUUUUAUUGGGAGAAAGAGAACUAGAAGAACAUUUUGUGAUACUACCACAUUAACUUUUGAAAUGUUUUCUAAAUAUUUCUAUUUGACCGCUGAUCAAGCUGCAGAAGAAUUACAGGUCGGGCGAGCAACUUUUAAGAAAAAAUGUAGGGAAGUAGGGAUUUCCUACUGGCCUUAUCGGAAACUUGAAUUCGGUGAAAUCAAAGAUCCAGCUGAACUUCAAUGGGUAAUGAAGGAGCUAGAAGACGAGAAGAAAGCAAUUCUACAGAAUCCAAACAUAGAGUUGGUUGAGGCGACAACAAGACUCAGAGACAAAUCACCGGAGGACAUACAGGAAGUACUUGCAUUGCUAGAUGAGGACGUUCCUCCUCCAAAAGAUACUACUGACAAUUAA